UUUUCCUGAAGACCCAAAACACAAUGGGAAGUAAGGGUUUCCGACAAAUAACUAAGAGCAGUGUGAUUAAAGGAAGAGCAGCUGAGGGAGGCGGCGGUGUUUUUUGCUCUCCCCGCUUUGCCUGUUUGUCUUGUUUUUUACUUUCUGACCGAUUGUAUUUUCUCUAAUCAGAUCUUUGGACAACUCAUAUCGUUGAGAAUGAUGGCGGCUUCGUUGCAAUUUUCUGCUGUGAAAACGCCUCUGUCGCAUUCGCCUCCAAACCAGAGUUCUUUGCACUGCCAAUCGGCAUGGUCAAGUCAGCUUAAUUUUGCUGCAUUUCGGUCUUCAAAUUCUUUCAACUUAUAUAGGAGCCUAAGACGUUGUAAAACUAGAGUCUUUAAAGUUAGUUGCGAAGGAGGAGAUGUGGAUGUGAUUGAGAGGAAAGCAACCUUGGGAGAAGCAGAGAAUCAAUUGACGUGUGUGAUGAAGUUCGGUGGAUCAUCAGUGGCUUCCGCUGAGCGAAUGAGAGAGGUUGCUGACCUUAUACUUAGUUUUCCUACUGAAAGGCCAGUCAUUGUUCUUUCUGCUAUGGGAAAGACAACCAAUAAGCUUUUGCUGGCUGGAGAAAAGGCUAUUAGCUGUGGUGUCACUAAGGUAGAUACUAUUGAAGAGUUGAUCUUUAUAAAAGACCUGCAUCAUAGGACGGCUGACGAGCUUGGAGUGGACAGGUCGGUUGUUGAUGGGCACCUAGAAGAAUUGGAGCAGCUCUUAAAGGGAAUUGCUCUGAUGAAAGAGUUAACAUUAAGGACAAAAGACUAUUUAGUUUCAUUUGGGGAGUGCAUGUCUACGAGGAUUUUUGCAGCAUAUUUGAAUAAAAUUGGUGUUAAGGCCCAUCAGUAUGAUGCCUUCGAAAUUGGUUUCAUUACCACUGAUGACUUCACAAAUGCGGAUAUUCUGGAAGCAACUUACCCAGCUGUUGCAAAAAGGUUAAAUGAUGAUUGGAUCAGUGAUCCUGCUAUCCCAAUUGUCACUGGUUUCCUCGGAAAGGGCUGGAGAUCUUGUGCAAUUACUACUUUAGGUAGGGGUGGUAGUGAUUUGACAGCCACAACCAUCGGAAAAGCAUUGGGGUUGCGAGAAAUUCAGGUAUGGAAAGAUGUUGAUGGCGUUUUGACCUGUGAUCCUAACAUAUAUCCACGUGCAGAACCUGUCCCCUACCUGACAUUUGAAGAGGCAGCCGAACUUGCUUACUUUGGUGCUCAGGUUCUGCAUCCACAAUCCAUGAGACCAGCUAGAGAGGGUGAUAUUCCUGUUAGGGUUAAAAAUUCUUACAAUCGUAAUGCUCCAGGAACUCUCAUCACCAGGAAUAGAGAUAUGAGUAAGGCGGUGCUCACCAGCAUUGUGUUGAAACAGAAUGUCACCAUGUUGGAUAUUGUCAGCACACGCAUGCUUGGUCAAUUUGGCUUUCUUGCGAAGGUAUUUUCUAUCUUCGAAGAUUUAGGCAUCUCGGUGGAUGUUGUAGCUACUAGUGAAGUCAGUAUUUCAUUGACUUUGGAUCCAUCAAAACUUUGGAGCAGAGAGUUAAUUAAACAGGAACUUGACCAUGUUGUAGAAGAACUUGAGAAAAUUGCUGUUGUCAAUCUGCUUCAACACAGAUCUAUCAUUUCUCUCAUUGGGAAUGUCCAGAGAUCCUCACUUACACUGGAGAAGGCAUUUCGCGUUCUUAGGACCAACGGAGUCAAUGUUCAAAUGAUCUCUCAGGGUGCAUCUAAGGUUAAUAUAUCAUUGAUUGUACAUGACAAAGAAGCCGAACAGUGUGUCAGGGCUCUUCAUUCAGCAUUCUUUGAAAGUGAUCUCCCCGAAUUAGAUCAAUGUGAUUCUGCCAACUGAUGACAAGUUUACUAUAUGCUCAAUUCGAAUUCAUUUGAUUUAAUGAGCUUAGGAGUCUUAUGCUUCCCUCACGGAUCUUGCUAGGUAAAGAUGUACCAAUUUAGGAUAUCUAAUUGGUAUGAUGUAACACUAUAAAUGUAGUACGUAAUGGAUGAUUUUACUAUUUGCCAAAUACUUCUUGAUUUGUAAGGGCUUUGCCCUCCUAUGAACCAAAAAGAAAAAAAAAAAAUACUGCUUGAUUUUCUAUAUGAAUUUAAUGAAAAAAAUUGCCGUAUAUUCCAUCUCAAUUCUCUCAAGACAAGAUUUGUAGAGUUCCAGAAUUUUCAUAACCUGUGCAGGGAAUUAAAGGACCUGCUUCUCCGGAGACUAGUUCUGGAUGGUUUCCCAACAAAACUCAAAAUAGAAGGAAAAACUUGACAAAUUAACUGCAUGGUUUUAUGAGCUUAAGAGAUUCAUAAGCCACGGACCCACCCAACAGCCUUAAUUGGCUUAAGGCUCUUUUACUGGGCAAUUUUUUUGGUUCAGUGUUUAUGGGUGUCUUAAACUGGGCCAAUUUACCAAAAUGGGCAAAGUUGUUACUUAAGACAAACAUGGCAGUCACCGACUCAACA
This is a messenger RNA of Durio zibethinus, 2477 nucleotides long. Its product is annotated as aspartokinase 2, chloroplastic-like. The record is from RefSeq and is a predicted model, not a curated record. Lineage: Eukaryota; Viridiplantae; Streptophyta; Magnoliopsida; Malvales; Malvaceae. Gene Ontology annotation, biological process: L-homoserine biosynthetic process. Gene Ontology annotation, cellular component: chloroplast stroma; cytosol. Gene Ontology annotation, molecular function: aspartate kinase activity.